AUGCCCAUCGCUCAAGAUACCAGCAGCGUUUUGAAGUACACCAAAGUGGUAGAGGAGGCCUAUCCACCCACCAAGGGCUCCGUCAAAGCCGCCGGAUACGAUCUAAAGAGCGCCUACGACGUAGUCGUACCGGCUAGAGGCAAGGCCUUGAUCGAUACAGGACUGAAGAUACAGUUACCCGAAGGAUGCUAUGGCAGAAUAGCUCCUAGAUCCGGAUUGGCCGUGAAGAACUUCAUCGAUGUGGGUGCAGGAGUGGUGGAUGAAGAUUACAGGGGGGUCUUGAAAGUGGUGCUGUUCAAUCACUCCGAUAGCGAUUUCAACGUGAAAUCGGGCGAUCGAAUUGCUCAGCUGAUUUGCCAGAAAAUUUACUAUCCUGAAUUGGUGGAGGCCAAGGAAUUGAGCGACACGGAACGGGGCGAGGGCGGUUUCGGAUCUACCGGUACCAAUUAG
Molecule: messenger RNA, 450 nt
Organism: Phyllotreta striolata
Lineage: Eukaryota; Metazoa; Arthropoda; Insecta; Coleoptera; Chrysomelidae
Source: the annotation of a GenBank genome assembly